CGGUUGUGGAUGCUGUUGGUAUGACGAUUGAGUGGGCGAGACUUGACUUGAGCCCCAGAUUUGUCCAUGUGUGGCACCAACGUAAAGACCUUCAUGUUAACCAGCAUCCAUCCUACAAAGGAAGAACAUCAAUGUCCAUCAACAGACUGCAGCACGGAGACAUCUCACUGACACUCACCAAAGUCAAAAUCUCUGAUAAUGGAUUGUACAGAUGUUACUUACCAGAUGGGAAGAAGGACUCUACUGUUCAGCUUGUUGUUGGCAUUGCUUCCUCGCUGGUCAUCAAUUUAGCAGGGAUUGACAAAUCCUCUGGUGAAGUGGUUCUACAGUGUGAGUCUAAAGGCUGGUAUCCAGAGCCUGAGGUGUUCUGGCUGGACGCUGAGGGAAACCUCCUCUCUGCUGGACCUACAGAGACAGUCAGAGGUCCUGAUGACCUCUAUACUGUCAGCAGAAGAUUGACUGUGGAGAAGAGCGACAACUUCACCUGUAGAGUCCAACAGAAGAACAUCAACCAGACCAGAGAGACACACAUCUAUAUCCCAGGUAAAUAUCUUUUCUAAAUGUACAAUGAUGAU
Molecule: messenger RNA, 575 nt
Organism: Larimichthys crocea (large yellow croaker)
Lineage: Eukaryota; Metazoa; Chordata; Actinopteri; Sciaenidae
Product: butyrophilin subfamily 2 member A2
Exons: 2
Coding region: 21-560 (179 amino acids)
Biological process (GO): regulation of cytokine production; T cell receptor signaling pathway
Cellular component (GO): external side of plasma membrane
Molecular function (GO): signaling receptor binding
Source: RefSeq, a predicted model, not a curated record